UUUUUUUUAUUUUCAGUUUGGCGGUUCUGAAGCCAUUAUUACUGCCUUGAGUGAUGAAUUCCCCAAGAUAGGACGAAAUCGAGAAAUCUUUGUAGCCGGUUUAUUUUCACUAUACUUUGUAGUGGGUUUAGCUAGUUGUACCCAAGGAGGCUUCUAUUUCUUUCAACUUUUAGAUCGUUAUGCGGCAGGUUAUUCCAUUUUAGUGGCAGUAUUCUUUGAGGCUAUAGCAGUUUCAUGGAUAUAUGGUACAAAUCGCUUCUGUGAAGACAUCAAAGACAUGAUUGGCUUUCGACCAGGCAAAUAUUGGCAAAUAUGUUGGCGUUAUGUAGCACCCAUAUUCUUACUAUUCAUCAUUGUCUACGGCCUUAUAGGCUAUCAACCAUUGACCUAUGAAGAAUACGAAUAUCCCGGCUGGGCUAAUGCCUUGGGUUGGAGUAUAGCAGGCUCAUCGGUUAUAAUGAUACCAGCAGUGGCCGUUUUUAAAUUAUGCACUACAUCCGGUACGUUGAGACAACGUUUGCGCAUACUCACCACACCCUGGCGAGAUCAACAGGUAUCGGUUAAUGGGGUAACAGCAGAUGCCACGCAAGUACGUUUAACCGAUACCAAAGAGGCUUCAGAAGUUUGAAAUCAACCAUUUGCUAGAUUUCAAAUAUAUUAUGUAUAGUAUAAUAAUUAAUAUAAAUGUAAUAUUUAAUAUUUAAACUACAAUUGUUUUAUGUUUUAAAAGCUACUGAAAGGAAAAUUAGGCUUAAUACGAAUACUUUUUAUGUUAAAAAAAAGAAAAUGAUAAUUAAUGCUCAAGUGAAAAAACUGCAUGCAAAACAAUGUUUAGGGAAUUAGUUUAUAAGUUUUGAAUGAAUAAAAAAACAACAACAUUUUGUACACUUUAACUUGAAAA
Lucilia cuprina (Australian sheep blowfly) is the source of this 901-nucleotide messenger RNA. Its product is annotated as sodium-dependent dopamine transporter-like. Gene Ontology annotation, molecular function: dopamine:sodium symporter activity. Gene Ontology annotation, cellular component: neuron projection; neuronal cell body membrane; presynaptic membrane. Lineage: Eukaryota; Metazoa; Arthropoda; Insecta; Diptera; Calliphoridae. The record is from RefSeq and is a predicted model, not a curated record. The coding region runs from base 278 to 628 and encodes 116 amino acids. The transcript is spliced from 2 exons. Gene Ontology annotation, biological process: sodium ion transmembrane transport; dopamine uptake involved in synaptic transmission.